AGAUAUAUAGAACCUAGCUAGCUAUAUUAAAACAUCAUCAUUAUUCAUCAAUCUCUCUCUCUUUUACAAGAAAAGAAAAAAAAUGGGAGAAAGAUUAGUGAUGAGCAAGGCAAAGCCUUAUUUGCUAACUGUGGGGCUUCAAUUUGGAUUGGCAGGAACCUACAUAUUCUCCAUGGCCAGUCUCAACCAUGGAAUGAGUCGUUAUGUCUUUGUUGUUUAUCGCAAUCUCAUUGCUGCUAUUUCCCUCGCUCCCUUUGCAUUCUUUUUUGAAAGGAAGGUUAGGCCAAAGAUGACACUCUCUGUCUUUAUUCGAAUAUUGGUUCUCGGGCUUCUGGAGCCAGUGAUAGACCAAGGAUUCACUUUCUUAGGGAUGCAAUAUACUUCAGCUUCAUUUGCAUCUGCCAUUAUGAAUGCUGUUCCAUCCGUUACCUUUGUCCUAGCAGUCAUUUUCAGAAUAGAGCGAGUAAACGUGAAAGAGGUGCGAAGCCUAGCAAAGGUGAUUGGGACAUUGGUAACGUUUUGUGGCGCAUUGGUGAUGAUACUCUACAAAGGACCUAUUAUGAACCUUUUUGGUUCUUCACACGCAAUCCAUGAUGAUAAUCAUCACCACCAUGAUUCAACUCACUCCACUCAGAGCCUCUCUCAUUGGGUCUCUGGAACUCUCUUUCUUUUUCUUGGUUGUGUCGCUUGGUCAUCCUUCUACGUGUUACAGUCUGUAACGUUGAAAAGUUACCCGGCCGAGAUGUCAUUGUCGUCCUUGAUAUGCUUGGCGGGUGCUUCGCAAGCCUCCGUCGUGGCUGCGGUGGCCGAGCAUCACUCCGGCGCUCGCCCUUGGAUCGUUGGUUGGGACUUUAGGCUUUAUGGUCCUCUUUACUCGGGUAUAGUUAGCUCAGCGAUUGCGUAUUACGCGCAAGGGUUGGUGUUACAAAGCAAAGGCCCAGUGUUUUUAACGGCAUUUAAUCCCCUUUGCAUGAUCAUUGUUUCCGUCUUGGGCUAUUUUCUUCUCUCAGAGACUCUUCACUUGGGCAGUAUCAUAGGAGCAAUUAUUAUAGCAGUGGGUCUUUAUUCUGUGGUGUGGGGUAAAGGAAAAGACAAUUCUGACCCCACUAUGACGCCGACCACAACAACAACUAAGCAAACAGAGUUGCAACAAAAACAACUCCCAAUUACAUCAUCCGAUAUCUAAUUACAGAUUUCCUAGAAGGCAAUCUUAAUUAACUGAUCCAAUUCAUGCAAGUGACAAAAUAAUUGAGCCAUUUUUAUGGAUCCUGUGCUUUUUGUUGCCAUGAAAAAUCUAGCACUGUUGUUAGGUUGUAUUAUUUAUGCUUGUGGAUUCUUAGCAUAUAAUCGUGAUCAUGAUUAGAUUGCUAAUGGAGGGAAUGUUCUUGAACAAUUAUAUAAAUCAGCAAGAAAAUUACAUUUGUACUUUC
Arachis stenosperma is the source of this 1430-nucleotide messenger RNA. Its product is annotated as WAT1-related protein At4g08290-like. Gene Ontology annotation, molecular function: transmembrane transporter activity. The transcript has 7 exons. The record is from RefSeq and is a predicted model, not a curated record. NCBI's taxonomy places the organism in Eukaryota, Viridiplantae, Streptophyta, Magnoliopsida, Fabales, Fabaceae. Bases 83 to 1186 code for a protein of 367 amino acids. Gene Ontology annotation, cellular component: plasma membrane.